Pelecanus crispus (Dalmatian pelican) is the source of this 3712-nucleotide messenger RNA. NCBI's taxonomy places the organism in Eukaryota, Metazoa, Chordata, Aves, Pelecaniformes, Pelecanidae. The record is from RefSeq and is a predicted model, not a curated record.
AUUGUCACUGGGAUUUUUUGGUUUUAUUUAGUGAAGCAACGAGUUCUUGAGAGACAGUCUCAUAAGCUGCAUUUGGGAGAAAAAGGAGAAUUGAAGUUGAUUGUCACAGACCCUGAAACAGCACUAGGUACUGAGGAGGAGGCGUUUGAAGAAAAAUUAGUUCCCCCAAAGGCUCUGGAUGCCACGAGCAAUCUCCAAACAAAAGAUGAUGCAGAAGCCUUGCAGAAAGCAGAGAGUUUUGUUCCAAAACAUGAACUCUGGGAGGAGGCUGGCUCUGCAGAGAACAUCGCAGAAAAGUCCGCAGAGGCCUUGCCUUCGGUGGUGUUUGAAAACAUACAAGGAUGCGGUCCAAAAUGCUUACGUAUGCUGUUGGAGAACAUCAGUGGUCUGGCUGAUGAUGACUUCACUUUGGAAGUGAUACCUGAAAUAAAUGUUGCUGUAGCUACCUUCAUGAAAAGUAUCGAUAGUGAAGAAUUUGUCAAAAAAUGUUCACAAAACAAGAGAGUUAAAAAAUUCAAAGUGACUGCCAGGCUUCUUGAAUUGACCCAGAGCAUCAAGGCUGAAAACAUACCGGCCACCGUUUCCGCAGACUACAUCACCGUUUACUUUGAGAGCGCACGGAACGGAGGGGGGCCCGUGUCGGAUGUCCAGCUCUUCCCUGAGGAGAACUCGGCCAUCGUUACUUUCUGUGAUCACAAAGAUCUAAAAGCUGUCUUGGAAAAGCAGCAUUUACUGGAACAGACACUGAUAUCUGUGCAUCCAUAUUACCAGUCCCUGGGAACAGCUCUCUAUGGAGAAGAUAGACCAACUAUCAAGAUGCCAGACCCCAUUGGGGUCCCACUAGAUCCAUAUGUCUGGCAGUUUUUACAAAGGCAGGCUAAACUGAUCCAAGACAUAAACCAGGAAAUGGCAAUUUGCCAUUGUGAGCUAAAAUGGCCACAGACGGACUGUGCACACCCAGAAAUUAUGUUGUGCCCAUCAUCAUCUCUCUCCGAGCAGAAAAAGCCAAUGACUAAGUUGAUCAAGACAUGGAAGCAAGAUGCAUCUGCUGAGUUCUUGCGUAUCAUGUCACGUUACAUAGCUAUAAAAUGUAAAGUAAAUUCACUGGAUUGGGAAAACGUGAAAAACAGAUUGGUGAAAGAUGUUGCUUUGAUCAUAACUGAUAUUUCUGAGGACGUGGUGGUGAUUGCAGGCAACAGAGCAGCAGUGGACAGUGCAGAGAAAGAAGUGAGGGAAUGCAUGGAAAAAGCCAUGAAGCAAAGUGAAAGGGAAAAACAAAGCAUAGAAAUUUCUGUGUCAGUGAUCCCAGGGAAGUAUGCCGUUCUGCACAAUGCUGGGCUAGAAGAGAAUAUUCACCAAGAAUAUCCGUGCUUAAAGGUCUUUUAUGAUGACACAAAAAAAACUAUUCAGUUGUGUGGAUUACCUGCGGAAGUAUAUAAAAUCAAAGCUGACUUACUGGAAAAGGUAUUGAACAUGCCAUGUACAUCAGUUACCAUUGAUACCCAUGUUUUCUACUAUCUACAGCAUGUAGAUAAUAAAACAAUGUCAGAGACAUUAUUCAUUAGGAAGAAAAUUAAUGCUUUUUAUGAGCUUGAGGGCGAUACUGUGUUGCUAUUUGGAGAUGCUCCCAAAGAUCUUUUAGAAGCAGAAGAGCAAAUAAAGACAGGCUUAGAAUAUCAGUGCAUUAAUGUGGAGGAUGGUGAGGUCAUUAAAAAGGAGCAGUGGAAGAGUCUUCUUGCCUCCUUGCGUAAGAAGUACAGUUCUUCCCGGAAAACUGUAGUCAUUGAUGAACCUGUUGGAAAAGAAAAUAAAGUGAUUAUUGCUGGCUUUUCUCAGGCCGUAACAGAAGUUUAUCAGAAACUUAAUGAUUUUAUAGAUAGAAACACACAUGUGGAAAAAGUAAUCCCAGCUGAUUCAGUGGCAGUAGUGCAAUUUGUAGAGAAGGAAAAAUCCAGUGUUUAUUUUGAAUUGAAGAAGAAAGGUGUGACAGUAUGGUUUGACACCAAGACACCGUGUAUUUCCCUGAACGGGCCAAGAGCAGAAAUGCCAAAAGCAGUCACCACGUUUGAAAAAAUUGUCUCAUCCCUUUGCUGGAAAAAUGUGCCAAUUGAUAAACCAGGAGCCAAAGAGUUCUUCACUGAGAGGAAAGAUUCAUGUGUUUUGGAGGCAAAGCAGAAAUUUAGCUGUUUGAUUAGGCUGGAAGAAGAACAACAACAACAACAGAAGGGUGAAAAAGUUGGUGAUAAAGAGGAAAGAAAGCUCUACUACAAGACAAUGCUGCCAAAUGGAGUUGUAAUAGCAGUGUAUAAAGCUGACUUGUGCGCUCAUCCUGUUGAUGUUGUGGUAAAUGCAUCUAACGAAGACUUAAAACACAUCGGUGGCCUUGCUGAGGCACUGUUAAAAGCUGCUGGUCCAGAGCUGCAGCAGCAGCGUGACGAGCUGGUGAGGAAGAACGGGAGUUUGCAGCCUGGGUGUGCAGUUAUCACGGGCCCUGGGAAACUCCCCUGCAAGAACGUCAUUCAUGCCGUUGGGCCCAGGUGGAGGAAGGAUGAACCAGAAAAGUGCGUGUACUUGUUGAGAAAGACAGUGAAGAAAAGUCUGCAACUAGCUGAAACAUACAAUCAUCGUUCCAUAGCUCUGCCUGCUACAAGCAGAGGGGGUUUUAACUUCCCGCUGCAGACGUAUGCAAACUUAAUUAUAUCCUCCAUCAAGGAGACCUUGGAAGAAUCCAUGGGGGACAGCAGCUUGAAGGAGGUUCAUCUUGUGGGUGAUGCAGAAGCAGUUCAGGUUCUGAGCGAGACAGUAAAGAAAGUGUUUAUAGCUAAAUCGUCCUCCCCUAUACUGCUGACGCCGUGCUCGAAAACCCGUAAGCUGAGAGAAGGCCAGAAGGAUAAGAGAAAAGAGAAUCUGCAGAUGGUUAUGACAAAUGAAGGACUUCGCAUCCUAGUAGAGGAGAAAAACAUUCAGGAAGCCACGACGGAUGUUAUUGUCAACAGUGUUGGCACAGAUCUGAAGUUUGGUGUGGGGCCUCUUUGCAAAGCCUUGCUGGAAAAGGCUGGACCAGCGCUCCAAGUAGAGUUUGACAAAGAAGUACAAGAACAGGUUGCUGGUCAAGGGAGUGUGCUCUGCACCACUGGAUGUGCUCUGGCCUGCAAGUCUGUGCUUCAUGCCAUACUUCCCGUGUGGGAUGGAGGAAGAGGACAGACCCAGAAGACCCUAGAAGAUAUAAUCAAUUACUGCUUGAAGAAAACUGAAGAACUUGGACUGAAUUCGAUCAGUUUCCCAGCUAUUGGAACUGGAGGAUUUGGAUUUCCUAAAACCGUUGUUUCUAAGUUAAUGUUUGAUGCAGUAUUCGCAUUCAGUAGUAGUGGUGCUCGGAAGUCUCUCCAAGAAGUUCAUUUUCUCUUGAAUCCAAAAGAUACAAAUAACAUUCAGGCUUUUACCACUGAACUAGAACAUAGGGUAGCUGAAAGUUGCAAUGCUGCAGCACCACAGUCAAGUUUCAUUACACCUGUUUCAACUGAAGCAUUGGGAGUUCAUGAAAUGCAGAUUGGUUCCAUUACACUGCAAGUAAUUAGUGGAGAUAUUACCAAGGAGGAUACAGAGGUUAUUGUAAGCGUAUCAAAUCCAACAUUUGAUGCCACAUCAGGGGUCUUCCAAGCAAUUAUGGAUGCUGCUGGUUCCAAGGUAAAAGAAGAAUGUACUCUAUAUG